Molecule: messenger RNA, 5601 nt
Organism: Myxocyprinus asiaticus (Chinese sucker)
Lineage: Eukaryota; Metazoa; Chordata; Actinopteri; Cypriniformes; Catostomidae
Product: myelin regulatory factor-like
Exons: 27
Coding region: 228-3368 (1046 amino acids)
Biological process (GO): central nervous system myelin maintenance; positive regulation of DNA-templated transcription; protein autoprocessing
Cellular component (GO): nucleus; endoplasmic reticulum membrane
Molecular function (GO): DNA-binding transcription factor activity; sequence-specific DNA binding
Source: RefSeq, a predicted model, not a curated record
CAGCGCAAGUGAGGGCGGGAGCGCGCAGAGAGGGAUAUGAAUUGACCAGAGGAUAUUGAUAUUGGAAAAAGAGCUGGGAAGCUCCGUGGUUUGUUUUAAUAAAGAUAACUGUGCGUAAAGUUGUUAAACGGGGAUGAGGGUUUGAAGCGCACGCGACUCCCGCCGCUCACGCGCGCCGGAGGAUCGAUCCUUCAUGUUCAUGGAGUUUAUAAGCGGGAGCCGCUAGAAUGGACGUGAUCGAUGAAACGGAGGCCCUACAGAGAUUCUUCGAAGGUCAUGAUAUUAACAGUUCUUUGGAGCCAACAAACAUUGACACCAGUAUCUUGGAGGAAUACAUCAGCAAAGAGGACGACACUACAGAUAUUUGUUUCACAGAGGUUCACAGUACCCCAGGUCCCCAGUACCUCUCCCCCCAGGCCGGGGCAUCCUCUUCAGGGGGGGUAGGGUGUGGCGUGAGCCCCCCCAUCCCCCUGCGCCAGGGCGCUGCCCCAUCUCUGGCCCAGUCCUGCCAGAACCCCUACCCACCUCCACCCCCACUGGGCCUCCUCAGACACAAUUACCCCUGCCUGGGGCAACAGCAGAGUCAAACGCCCCAACAACAACAGCAGGCCCACGUCAAAUCGGACAACCGCGGACAGUACGCACCAGGAACGCUACCUGAGUCCCCUCCGGACUCCAGCUCAGAGCCUUAUUCCCCCCAGCAAGCCAACGAUCCGCACAUGCUCAGGACAAUGACGCCCGAGAACAUGUGUCACAUGACCAGUCCUCCACCUCUCCCCACACACCCCCACUAUCCCAGCAUGCACCGGGACAUGUACCUGAAGCCAGAGCCUAUGAUCACGCAGUAUCCAAUUGGUCCUGCCAGCGGUGGGGGCGGUGACAUGCAGCAGAGUCAGAUGCUACAUCAACUCCUGCAACAUCCACAAGCACCAGAUGGAAUUCCUGUUCAUCCUGCAAAGAAGAGAAAACACUCAGACUCUCCCAACAGUACUCUCAACUCUCAGAUUCUCACGGGCAUCAUCAAACAAGAGCCAGGUUUGAUGCAGGAUGCAGAAAACUCAUAUCUGGAUCCAAACUACCAGUGCAUAAAGUGGCAGCCGCACCAGCAGAACAAAUGGACUCCGUUAUACGACAGCAGUGGAAAAGAACUUCCAAUGCCUACAUAUAGAGUGGAUGCAGAUAAAGGUUUUAACUUCUCCUUGGCUGAUGACGCGUUUGUGUGUCAGAAGAAGAACCAUUUCCAGGUGACGGUGUACAUCGGAAUGCCGGGAGAUCCCAAAUACAUGAAGACCAGCGAGGGACUGCAGCUGAUUGAAUGCUUUUACCUGAAACUCAACGGAGUCAAGUUGGAAGCGAUGAAUCAGUCCAUUAAUGUGGAGCAGUCGCAGUCUGACCGCAGUAAGAGGCCCUUCAAACCAGUGCUAGUGACACUGCCACCAGAGCAGGUUACCAAGGUAACCGUGGGUCGUCUACACUUCAGCGAGACCACAGCAAAUAACAUGAGGAAGAAAGGCAAGCCGAACCCCGACCAAAGGUACUUCAUGCUGGUUGUAGCUCUUCAAGCUCAGUGUCACAGUCAGAGCUUCACGGUGGCAGCUCACGUCUCCGAGAGGAUCAUCGUCAGGGUAACCGCUGCAUCUAACCCAGGUCAAUUUGAAAGUGACAGUGAAGUGUUGUGGCAGAGAGGACAGCUGCCAGACUCUGUGUACCAUCACGGCCGGGUGGGCAUCAACACAGACCGUCCCGAUGAGGCCCUGGUCGUCCACGGCAACAUGAAGGUCAUGGGUUCCCUUGUGCAUCCUUCUGAUAUUAGAGCCAAGGAGAAUGUCAAAGAGGUGGACACCACCGAUAACUUGAGGAGGAUUUCGCAGAUGAGGCUGGUGCAUUAUCAGUAUAAGCCUGAGUUUGCAGCCACAGUGGGCAUCGAAGCCACCGCUGAGACGGGGGUGAUUGCUCAGGAAGUCCAGCAAAUUUUGCCAGAAGCUGUGAAAGAGGGUGGAGAUGUGGUGUGUGCUAAUGGAGAGACCAUACCUAAUCUACUGGUCGUCAAUAAAGAGCGAAUCUUUAUGGAGAAUGUGGGGGCAGUAAAGGAACUCUGCAAACUCACAGAUAAUCUGGAGACUCGCAUUGACGAGCUUGAACGCUGGAGCCGAAAACUCGCCAAACUGCGCCGACUGGACAGCAUGAAAAGCACCGUCAGUGGAGGCACAGUCAGUCUAUCGGGAAGUUAUUUUAGCAGAACUGGAAGUGGCCCACUCAAGAAGAAAACAGCCAAGCCAGGAAACAAGAAAUCUGUUCCAGAGCAGGGCUGCCUGAGUCACAGGUUCAUGCAGGGCACCAUCCUGGCACUGGUCAUCAUCAUGGCCUUCAGUGUCAUCUCCAUGUCCAUCCUCUAUGUGCUCAAUCUUCAACACCACGGAACCAUAACUGAUGGCGAGGGCUCUGCGUCCCACUGCCUUCUCUUCGUCUCUUGGACGCCCUUCCUCACUGCAACCGUCACAUUCUGUCCAUCCUUCUGUCUGUGGUCUCGUUCUGUUCUGGGAUCAGCUCAUCAGGCCUCUUUCUCCCCUCCCAAAGUAACCACGUCAACUCUUUCUCCUGAAUCCACCUCUUCAUCUCUGUCCAAUCACCCGGCCUGCUGCCCUCCGACACCUGCCACAACCAACCAAUCAGCCACCAUCAGUCUGUUGCCAAGCACCAACCAAUCCAUUCCAGACUCCAGCACUGCAGUCCCCACACAGGCCACUAUUAACAAGAAGGCAAAGUCACGACCGCUGGACAAAGACAGCCGGAAUAAGAAUCGUCUGAGUCACACGUCGGCCCCUUUAUUCCUCAACAAAUCCAAACGGCCCCCUCAGCCCCCAGAACUGAGUGGAGCCACCAAACGCAUGCCUGGUGGACAACAACCAUCGCCCCGAAGACAACGUAGUUUAAAGACACAGGAUGGAAAUCCACCAGCCUUUCUGAGCAAACUGCACAUCAUUGAGAUGGAUCAGGAGAUCAGAACACUCGAUUGCUCCUCACCUGAAAGCUGCAGCUUCACAAUGUUUCUGCGUGGUGAGAGAAACUCAUCUAUGUCUUAUGUGACUGUGAACAUGAUCUCUUCUGACGUUGUGUGGGUAUGGCAGUGUGGAGCCACCAGGGGGCGCCUCUGUCCAAAUCACCCAGUUACUUCUUUCAUACUAGAGCGCAGCACUUCCACAAUGGGAACCAGUCACCUGUGGUCACUUCCUGUUAUGCCAUUCCAGGAGGUCACCUACCAUUUCCGUGUGUCACGCUCUAGUAAAACUGGAUGUAGCAGUGAGGAAUUGGAUGUCGUUUCACCCCAGUUCUCUGAGUACAGUUUCCACAUUCAAAGCAAAUGCUAAAGAGUUUCGAAUUCUCGAGAGUCUGCUCCUAUCGCCGGCCCAGAUUCAAAAACUGUUUUAUCUGGGUGGACCAAUAAAGACGUCUUAUCUGUGUUUGCUCUUUAAAAUGCAUAGUUGUACAAGAUGAGAGGAAAAUGAGCAUUAAAAAAAAAAAAAAAAAAAAAAAAAACGUUUUUGUUUUCACCUUUCUAAGAUCACUUAGCCUUGUUUCACUGGGAUAUUACAGCUUGUAUGCACACAUGGACACUUGUUAAAUGCCUUUUGAUUUGUCAAGAUAUUAUGUAAACAGGUACCAGUGUGUGCUUGUGAGGUGGAGUUUAUGUUCCGCUAAAUUGAUGCAACUUACAGUACUUUUAGGUCAGCUCUUUCAGGUCUUUUUAUCAGCACACCCACUCUUUUGAAAUCUGUUUAGUCAAUGAUUAUAUAUACACUGGAAUUGGCUUUAACUGCACCAACAGGCUUAUUAUUAAUUAAUGAGACAGAAAUCAGGAUAUUUACCUCAUGUUUAGUCAUUUCUACUGAGUCCAGCCAAAGUCAUGUGACCACUGGAGCCAAAACGGGAAAAACUGGCAACUACUAUUAAAAGAUACUGAUUUUUCAUAAACAAUAUAGAAAGUAAAUAUAUUGAAAGGUUAGCUACUGUAGGAAAUAUAUCAGGUCAUCUCAAGCAUUAAACAAGAAAAGGGUAAUACCAUAAAUAGACGAACCACUGGAUUUCUCUAGCUUGCAAAAACUGGAAUUAAUUCACACUGGAGCAAACAGCAAUAUCACUUUUAAAGUCACGCACUGUGGCAAAAGCACUGCAUCAUAAUUACCAUCAUUUAAAAUAAAUAUACACUCAUUAACAAAUGUCAGGAACCAUUUCACGUUGAGUUUCUACAAUGUAACUUUAUUCUUUUCUUUUCCUUACUCCGUUUUACACUGUAAAUUCUCUCAUUUUUAAUAUGUUGUAUACUAUAGGAUACUUUGCACACUUAGUAGGCCUAUAUAGAAUGCAAUAUAUACAUCAAAAGAUAUCUUUGGAACAAUAUGCAGUAUAUGCAGUAUAAUCUUGUAUAGUUUUAUGAGCAUUAUUAGUCUUAACUCUAAUUGUAAACAUGCAUGUUAACAUGAAAUCACUGUUGCUCAAAGGGCAAAACAGCCCUCAGUAGUUUCUCAGAGAAUUUGUUAGACAAAUUUUCAGCUUUGUUAGAUAGAACUCUAAUUUCAUGCUCAUUUCUAAUCUUUUUUUUUUUUUUUGUAAAUUUCUCCCUUCUUUAUUAUUUUGUCCUUGUAAAUUUCACUGCCUUAUUUUGACUCACUUUUUAGCAUGUGCCUGUUUCUUUUUCUUGUAUAAAUAACAGUUUGAUGUCAAAAAUGUGUAUGGAAUACUUUGAUUAAGCAAUAAGGUAAGCCAUAAUGGAGUUUGUAUGAGGCUGGAUAAUAUGUGAUUAUGUUUAUGAUAAUAUGUCAUAUAUUCACGGUGAAAUAAUGAACCGAAACAGUGGUGUUUGAAAAUGUUGUGCACUAAAAUUACAAUUUUCCUAAUAUACCACUAAUGGAUAAUACUGAUAAUGAGUUUGAAACAGUGUAAAAAAAAUUAAUAAAAAAAAAAAAGAUUAAAAAAAAAACGCCAUUGGUGAUGGUUGUCUGAAAUCUAAUAUAUGGUUGUUAUUUUUUCUUUUUUCUUUAAACAACAAUAUCACACCUGAAUAAAGCAGCCCUCUUGUGGAAAACACAAGGAAGCACUUCCAAGCUAUGCACUGUAAAUAGUUUUCUAAUGUUUUCUGUGGCAUCUAAAACUAUGUUAAAAUUCUCUGUAAUAUAUAAAACAUCUUUGAAAUGCUCUUGUGAGAAUGCAGUUUUUUGUUUUUUUUAUUGUUUGUUUGUUAUAACUCAAUUUUGUACAACCAUAUCCUUUCAUUCUGUUCUUUUCACUCUUCUUUUACAAAUUAGGGUUAGUUUUAAUGACAUAUAAUUUUGACUAUAUUUAUGAUUUAUUUUUGCAUUAUUAAUCAUAACGCAUAAAAAAAAAAUUAAAAAAUGUGCAUUUGUUUUAUUUACAUGUUUUAAAUGAGGUACAAACAUUUAUUGUUGGUCUUUGGAUGUUGAUCUGUGGUACAAAAUUUCCUAAACUGAUAAAACCACCAAAGGAAAAAAACAACAACAACAACUCAAUUGUCUGUCUUGUCAUGUUUAUCUUUAAGGCUUAAAGCCCAGUAAGAACUAAAAUAUUAAACAUUUCUAAAUUGUU